CCGGAAGUCUCUGUUUGCUGGCAACGUGCUGCAAAGCAGCAGCCUGGUGGAGAUCGCCUUGUUCUUUUGCUGAUGUGGUGUGAGCGUGAAGUGAAGGGGCCGAAACGAUGGCUGCCGGUGGAGUGCAGUUCAAGGCAAACUAUGCUAUUUCCAGCAAAAUUGAGCCAUUUUACAAAGGAGGAAAAGUACAGGUGAAUAAACAUGGAACAUAUAUGUUCUGCUCAUGUGGAACUAAGAUCAAUAUCUUAGACAUUGCAACAGGAAAGAUCUCAAAGAGCAUUGAACAGGAGGAUCAGGAAGAUAUUACCUGCUUCAGCAUAAGCCCCGAUGAUGAGAUCCUGGUGACUGGCAGUCGUGCCUUACUCUUGAAACAGUGGGACUGGAAAGAGAAUAUGUGUAUUCGUACUUGGAAAGCUAUCCACACUAGUCCAGUGGCUAGCAUGGCUUUUGACUCUACCUCAACUUUGUUGGCCACAGGUGGAUGUGAUAGCACCAUCAAGAUCUGGGAUGUUAUCAAGCAGUAUUGUACCCACAAUCUGAAGGGCUCUUUUGGAGUUGUCCACCUUGUUGAAUUUCAUCCUGACAUAUCACGUCUCCAACUUUUCUCCUCUGCGAUGGACAAUAAAAUACGAGUCUGGAAUCUGAACACGAGCAAGUGUAUGACGAUACUGGAUGCUCACUACAGUGCUGUGACUUCAUUGGCUUUCACUUUGGAUGGAAACACGCUUGUCAGCUCUGGCCGAGAUAAAAUAUGCACUGUGUGGGACUUGACGACCUACAAAUCACAGAGAACAAUUCCUGUGUUUGAAGCUGUGGAAGCAGUGAUAUUAUUACCAGAAGAUGAGGAUUUCACUGCGCUGGGGGUGAUGAGCAAAGAACAGCAUUUUAUCACAGCUGGUAGCAAAGGGAUCCUUCGAAUUUGGGACGCUAAUUCUGGAAAAUGCAUAUAUUCUCAGUGUGUGGCUGGUAAACCUAACAAGGAAACUGAAGAUGAUGCUGAUGAACGAUCUCUGACUCACUGCAUGCUUGUCCCAACAACAAGGAAGCUAAUGACUGUAACUGCUGAACAUAACAUCCUUACUUACGAUCUGGGCACUUUGACACUUGAACGACAGUUUGUUGGUUAUAAUGAUGAAGUGCUGGACGUAAAAUUCCUGGGACCUUCUGACAAGCACAUUGUGGUAGCCACAAACAGUCCGCAGCUCAAAGUUUUUGAACUAGCAACGUUAAAUUGUCAAGUCUUGUAUGGUCAUACAGACACAGUGUUAGCUCUGGAUGUUUUUGAACAUGCUGCCACAUUUGCCAGUUGUUCAAAGGACAGAACGAUUCGAGUCUGGCGAAUGAAUGAAAAGACUGGCAAAGUGAAAUGUGUUGCGCAAGGGUUAGGACACGCCAACUCUGUUGGUAUCAUUUCCUGUUCUCGAUUGAAGGAAAACUUCAUAGUUAGUGGUAGCCAGGAUUGCACCUUGAAGCUGUGGAACCUUACAAAGUGCCAAGCCUCUAGGAAAGAUGAUAAAUCUGCAGAGCUUGAAGUUCUUCGUGCUAGUUUGACAGAGAAGGCCCAUGACAAAGAUAUAAACAGUGUGGACAUUUCUCCAAAUGACAAGUUGAUAGCAACAGGCUCCCAGGAUAGGACAGCAAAGCUCUGGUCAUCUUCCAAUUUCUCACUCCUGGGAGUAUUUCGAGGCCACAAACGUGGGAUUUGGUCUGUCCAGUUUUCUCCAAUGGAUCAAAUCCUUGCUACCUCAUCAGCAGAUGGCACUGUCAAACUGUGGGGACUUAAGGACUUCAACUGUUUAAAGACAUUUGAAGGCCAUGAUGCAUCGGUACUGAAGAUUAUUUUUGUCAGUCAUGGAACUCAGCUGCUAACAAGUGGGUCUGAUGGUUUACUGAAGCUUUGGACCAUUAAAACCAAUGAGUGUGUAAAAACAUUAGAUGCCCACGAGAAUAAAGUGUGGGGUUUGCACUGUAACAAGAAAGAUGACUUGGUUGUCACUGGAUCGGGAGAUUCAUGUAUAAUUAUCUGGAAGGAUGUUACAGAGAUUGAGCUUGCAGAAGAGCAGGCCAAACAGGAAGAGCAAAUUUUAAAACAACAAGAAUUAUCUAAUUUAUUGCAUGAACGAAAAUACUUGAAAGCUUUAGGAUUAGCCAUCUCUUUGGACCAGCCCCAGACAGUACUGAUUGUGAUCAAAGCUCUUCUUGGUGAAUGUAAUGGAAAAGAAAAACUGGAGUCAACAAUCCUCAAGUUGCGACAGGAUCAGAAAGAGUCUGUUUUAAAAUUCUGCAUGGUAUGGAACACAAACUCUAAAAACUGCCAUGAAGCUCAGCAUGUCAUCCAGAUCCUCUUAAGAAAUGAAACUCCUGAGCAUUUUCUUCAGUACAAUGGAAUUAAGGCUGGUCUCGAGGCACUGAUUCCCUAUACUGAGCGCCAUUUGCAGCGAGUCAGCAGGAUGUUGCAGGCUUCUAUGUUUUUGGACUAUAUGUGGCAGAAUAUGAGACUGACUGGGAAAGCCAAUGAUACUGAUCCACAAACUGAGGCAAUGGAGAUCACGCCAUCAUUUCCACUGGACGAAACAGCUAAUGAGAGCAAAAAGGCUAUUAUACCAACAAACGUUUGUACCCAGAGGUACGAAUCUGAAGAAGAUGAAGACAGUGAUACUAACUUUAUUGCAUCGGACAAUGGAAGUUGCAACAAGCUAAAGCAUCUCCCACCCAGUGGGGAGUACUUCAAAGAGAAUCUGGAGCCUCAAAAGCAAAGUGACAGUGAUUUGGAGGAAGAUGAGAGUGCUGGUGAUCAGAUAGAAAAAAUAACUGUAGUAAAAGUGAAACAAAAGCGACCUAAUACCAGAAAGAAAUCAAAAUCUGCCAAAAAGAACUGAUGCUCCAUCAACUUCCAAAACGCUGCAAUCUUUGUAGCACACUGUAAAAUUCCUUAAUAUUAACGGAUUUGUAUUUUGUUCCACCUGUGCAUAACGUAUGCAUUUGGAGUUUUAAUCCAUAUAAUUUGUGAAUUUCUUCCCUUCAUAUGAAAAUAAGCAUGUGAUCUUUAAAAAGGACAAUUCUAAUUUUAUAUUUUCUGUGCCAGAUAUUUACAAUAAAGUUUCCAGAAUGUUAAGCACAGUUUUUUGUAAUCAUUAUGAUCAUCACUGGGCAAAACGUUGGUUUUCAUGUUACAAAGGCUUACUACAUGGAGUAUUAUCACAGCUCAGUUUAACCUUAGUGAUGGUAAAAAGGAUAAUUCAAAAUUUUCUCCAUAUAACUACAAUAUAAAUUGUUCAUAUGUUUUGUGCAUUGGCAUGCUGAAUGUUAAUUUUUCUAAAAUAAUGAACAAUCCGUUUGAAUUCACUUAAAUGUUAUCAAAAAUGUACCUUGCGAAUG
Messenger RNA from Hypanus sabinus (Atlantic stingray), 3378 nucleotides. RefSeq names its product transducin beta like 3 (gene tbl3). Gene Ontology annotation, biological process: endonucleolytic cleavage in 5'-ETS of tricistronic rRNA transcript (SSU-rRNA, 5.8S rRNA, LSU-rRNA); endonucleolytic cleavage to generate mature 5'-end of SSU-rRNA from (SSU-rRNA, 5.8S rRNA, LSU-rRNA). Gene Ontology annotation, cellular component: small-subunit processome; 90S preribosome; nucleolus. The record is from RefSeq and is a predicted model, not a curated record. Bases 108 to 2879 code for a protein of 923 amino acids. The transcript has 23 exons. Gene Ontology annotation, molecular function: U3 snoRNA binding; protein binding. Lineage: Eukaryota; Metazoa; Chordata; Chondrichthyes; Myliobatiformes; Dasyatidae.